This is a messenger RNA of Scedosporium apiospermum, 699 nucleotides long. RefSeq lists its product as uncharacterized. Bases 1 to 699 code for a protein of 232 amino acids. NCBI's taxonomy places the organism in Eukaryota, Fungi, Ascomycota, Sordariomycetes, Microascales, Microascaceae. The transcript is spliced from 2 exons. The record is from RefSeq and is a predicted model, not a curated record.
AUGUCGAGUUCCUCUAAUCCAGCCACCAUUGGCCCCACCCUAGAACCGUCGAGAUCGGUGACGAUUGUCUUCACCGCCUACCCGAUCCUGAAGUCGCUCGCUUCGUCGCUUACCCCCAAGGAUCUCUACCACCUAGCUCGAACAAACCGAUUGCAUUUCUCAUCCAUCCUCGGGUCCAAGGAACUAUUCCAGGCUAUUCGGAGGCAGUGCAUCUGCGACGGGAGGGGCCUGCAGUGGCGCCGGGACAGCCAAGCCUCAACACAGUAUCUCUGGCCGUACUGGGUAACUGGGGAUGAAUACGAGGCCUACGCCGCAAGGAUGCGGGCUCGCGUGGGAAGAGCCGAGUGCGGCGAGUCGAAGUCUUUCCCUUGUUUCAAGUGUGGGAUCAAUGUCUGCGAGGAGUGUCGGGAUUAUCCAAGAGAGGAAGCCUAUCACCCUCGGUUCUUCGGCUACCCGCGACCUCAUUUAGAUGCCGCUUACCAGCCGAAGAAUAUCAUGUAUCUCUGCCCACCAUGCGACGAGGAGGCUGAGAAGAAGAGUUUGGAAACACUUGGAAGCGAUAGUUCUGGUGUCUAUGCGGCGCAACGGUUCCUCAAGAAACCCGAGCGAGAUGCACUUUGUGUCGACGGCGACACCUGCCGGAGAGCGAAUGGCGAAGAGAAGGCGAAGAGUGCAAACAAGCCGCGCAACGAGAACUAG